Messenger RNA from Aspergillus fijiensis CBS 313.89, 1325 nucleotides. RefSeq names its product exosome non-catalytic core subunit CSL4. The record is from RefSeq and is a predicted model, not a curated record. The transcript has a single exon. Gene Ontology annotation, biological process: RNA processing. Gene Ontology annotation, molecular function: RNA binding. Lineage: Eukaryota; Fungi; Ascomycota; Eurotiomycetes; Eurotiales; Aspergillaceae. Gene Ontology annotation, cellular component: nuclear exosome (RNase complex); cytoplasm. The coding region runs from base 84 to 857 and encodes 257 amino acids.
CAUCAUUCCACUCCUGCCGAACAACAGACAGCCUUCCCUUCUACCAUUCAUUCUUCGGCUGCAUCAGUUGCUUCUCGGCCCGAAUGGCGAGCACACUACCAACUUUGGCCAUUCCAGGUCAGCGCCUGGCCCCUGUGAGCUCUUACGCCGCGGGCCCCGGAACUCAUGUGCAGAAUGCGAACAUCUACGCCUCAAUCGCCGGUCCCGUUCUCGUCAGCCCCGCCAGCUCCAAAACCGCCAAGUCCACCCUGAGCGUCUCUCGCAGCCCCCUCCGCAAAGCUGCUCCUGCUGCCUCUCCGUCCGCACCAAAGUCCACCGCUCCCGGCCCCUCCAAACCACGGUACAACACCCUCCCCGCUGUCGACUCGAUUGUGCUCGCGCGCGUGACGCGCGUACAGAAGCGACAGGCCACGGUCUCCAUCCUCGUCGUGCUCGACGAGUCAGCCAGCAACAAUAAGUCGGGGCCGCAGCCCACCACCACGACGACAACCCCCACCGGCGGUUCUUCGGACAACGACAACAUCGAAGCGAUCCUCUCCUCCGCCGCCAACCCGGAGAACCACAGCAACUCGGAUGAGCUGCGGUUCCAGGCUCUCAUUCGCAAGGAGGACGUCCGGGCCGUCGAGAAGGACCGCGUGGUCAUGGACGAGAUGUUCCGCGUGGGCGACAUCGUGCGCGGCACUGUGAUCUCCUUGGGCGACCAGAGCUUCUAUUACCUCACGACGGCGCGCAACGACCUCGGGGUGGUGAUGGCUCGCAGCGAGGCGGGCAAUAUGAUGUUCCCUGUUAGUUGGAAGGAGAUGCGGGAUCCUGUCACGGGAGCUGCGGAGCUGAGGAAGGUUGCGCGGCCUUUUUGAGGCUCCUGCGUGAUUGUUUGACGAUGAUUAUGAUUAUGAUAAUGAUGAAGUCGAUGGAGUGGUGGAUGGCUGGAUGGGGUGGGACUGCGACAAAGGGACGCUCGGCUUGGCUGAGUCUUGAGCUUUCUGGGUGCAGGUGCACCAAGCCCGUCUGUCUGUCCGCAUUUCAUCUUGUCUUGUCUUGUCUUGCCUUCCGGAAUGGUCCCAUGAAUGAUUUCGCCUCAAACCAUACCAACUCCUCUUCCCGAGAGGUCGGCUACCGGCUACAGUACAGCGGUUUGCUGGUCUUAGCUGGGAGUGGAAGCUCCUGGAACUUGGGGAUGCCUCUUGUUUCGCGUGAGCAUGGCUGGGGGCUGGUUGUGGGACUUGGAUGGGAAACUUUGUUCGAGAAGGAAGUCUCUAGUCGCAGGCACAAUCACUCUAUCCCUGCUGGCAUGCGGACCCCCGGUGUUCGGACCUGCACAACGU